AUGAACAAAAUUCCCUCCCCUAUUCUUACUAUUAUUUUAUCUAUAUCUGGCCCUUUUCCUAACAUACUCAGGCUCGCGAAAGUUUGUAAAAAGUGAAGAAAUUUAAUAUCCAAGGCUCAGCAUUAUGUAUCAUUUCAAGGAUCACUUGAACCAAAAUUUUUUCCGGGAAGUAUUGAUAUAAGGAUAGCUCUUUCUAAGUUUCUUGAUGGGUGAAAAAUCUUUCACUUGGAUCUGAAAAAUGUAAAAUAAUAUCUAAUGAAUUAUAUUCCUUGCAUUAUCUUAAUUUUAAUUUUCUUUAUAUAAAUCGAGUCUCUAAAGAUGAAUCUAUUAUAAACCUAUAAGGCAUAUAUAUUUUAGAUGUCGACUUUUUAGCAAAAAUAAUUGUAUCACAGCCUCAGAUGAUUUCUCUGGAUCUCUCUAACAAUAAAAUCAAUUUAGAAAACUUUUUGCUAGCAAUUGAAGAAUUAAAUGUUGACUUAUCAUAUGAAGGGUUUCUAGGGAAAAAAAAUUUUAUCUUACUCCCCUUCCGCGAGAAACAAAAAAUAUUGGAAAAGUCGCUAUUUUUUGCCCAAAAACCCUCCCUCCGUGAGCGAUAAAAAAUUUUUUAUGAAAAAAAAAAUUGAUAUAUAAAUGAUAAUUAAUAUAGCGUUUCUAAUUCUGUUUAAUUUUGAACAAAUUGCAUUUUAUAGCAUAAAUUUUAAAAAUUAAAUUAUAUAGGGGGUUUUUUAAAUUUCGAAAAAAAAAUUACUAUGCAUUUAUACAUGAUUUUUUUAAAAAUAAAAUUAAGCCUCUUCAUGAGCUUUUUUUCGCUCACGGAGGGGGGGGAGUUAGAAGUAUUGAAAAUUACAAACAAUAAAACUAAUGAUUUACGAUUUGAUUUACUUGUCAAAAUUUUCCCAAAUUUAAAACAAUUAUAUGCGGGAAAUACAGAGAUUUCCCCUUAUGAUUUAAAAGUUUUGAUAGAAAACUCACAUAAAAUAGAAGUCCUGGAUAUCAGCAACUGCCCCAAAAUUGAUGCACUUGAUGAAUUCUUUUUCGAUUUAAAUAUUAAUUUAAAAGCUCUUACUAUUAAAAAGCUUUUCAUUUCUCCAACAAAAUCAAACUCAAUCGCAAUCGAACUGUUAAAAAAUAAAGGAUUAACUGUUAUUGAUACUACAAUAGGUAAAUUAUUGCAUGAUUUUAAAACAAAUGAUGAUACACAAAGAAUUGAAAAUAUGCUCAAUCUUAAUCUUAACCUUAAUUAUUUAUAACGUUUUACGUCCACUACAGGGUAGCCUUGUCCAGAGCUACCACCAUAUUUAUCCACGUGUCGGGCCAUGGACCUCUGGAUCGACCCACUUCGUUUCACCAAGGCACGGGUAAGUACGGCGUUCCGGCUUCGAUAGGCUUUGCUGCCGCCACGGCUUUAUUCCGACUAAGCUCCUGCGCGUAUUCCGCUAAGGGUCCACCUUUUUCAGGUGUGCUGAGGAGUAAAGACCUGAGCCUCUUGAUCGCACUGAGGAGCAGUUUCUUUGUUUAUCCCCAAAGUUAAAUCGCUGUUGCUGUGCAGAAGUUCUCGAGGUAAAACCCAACCCCAUAAAUAAAAUUGCUUGAGAGAGAAAAUUAGCAGAGCUAAUUUCGCUCGAAGCGAAAGCCAUUUUAUUUAUAUGAAAAAUAUACUCAAUCAAGGUUUAGAUGUAAAUUUGAUGAGUGAAAUACAUAAUGAAGAUGUUUCGUCAUAUCCGCAAAUGGAAAUUAUAAGAGAAAUCAAAAACCAAGAAUUAUUGAUGAAUCUUUUUAGAGUGCUGAUAAGAUAUGGGCUGGAUUUAAGCCACCAUUCACAUUUAUUUGAAAAAACUCUUAUUAACUCUGCAAUAAAUUUUGAUCAUAAGGAACUAUUAAGGAUUCUUAUUAGCAAUGGAGCUGAUUUAUGCCCUGUUCCUUAUGGAGAGUUAUUGGAAAUUUUGCGAGGGAGAAAUGACCAUCAUGGCUUUACUUCUCGGGUUGAAAUUUCAGAUUUAUAUGAAAAGCCGGCAGCAACUUUUUCAGCCCACAAAGGAAAUUGGCAAAUUUGUGAGCUCUUUUUCGAAUUUGGGCUGGAAAAAAUUGAUUUUUAUAAAUCAAAGCAUUGCAAUCCUGUCUGCAGCGCUGCUGUUGAUGGGAAUAUUGAACUCUUCAGCUACUUGAUUAUAAAUAAAUUUCCCUAUUAUAAAUGCCCACAGCACAGAAAUUAUCUUCUUGAAAAUUAUUCAAUUGUUGAAAUCGCUAUAAGUGAAGGUUAUUUAAAGUCAGCUGAAAUUCCACUAUGAAUGAUCUAUGAAGCUUCACGCUUUUAUACAGUACAUCAGCACGAGUCACAAGCGAUUAGAUUGCUAGAGUUUAUCAUUCAUUUAGAUAUUAAAAACCAAGAAAGAAAGCUUUUAUAUUCAGAUCGACGCUUAAAUAUGGAAAGUAUCUAUUACAAACCUCUUAUGUGUUUGGCAAUUCAAUAUAAAAGCUAUAAAGUGCUAUCUUGGCUAUUAAAAAAUGGAUUUGAUAUAAACUCAGAGGAUGAAUACGGAUGGACAGGAUUUAUGUUGGCUGCAGACUCAGGGAACUAUGAAAUUCUUUCUUAUUUAUAUAAGCAUGGGGCUAAAAUAGAUAAAGUAAACCAAAGAGGACAGACAUCUCUGCAUCUUGCAGUUGAAAAUGGACACAUAGAAGUUGUCAAAGAACUGAUCAGAUUAAAGGCACAUCUAUCUCCGACCUCUAACGAAAAAAGCACACCUUUGGACUUUGCAAUGAUAAACCAAAGGACUGCUAUUAAAGAUAUGCUUUUAGCACAUGGAGCAGUUUCUGGGGAAAAUCUGAAAAAGCGAUGCGAAAUGUUUUAA
Blepharisma stoltei is the source of this 2852-nucleotide messenger RNA. The record is from the annotation of a GenBank genome assembly. NCBI's taxonomy places the organism in Eukaryota, Ciliophora, Heterotrichea, Heterotrichida, Blepharismidae.